Harpia harpyja (harpy eagle) is the source of this 1893-nucleotide messenger RNA. RefSeq names its product coiled-coil domain-containing protein 81-like. Gene Ontology annotation, cellular component: centrosome. The transcript has 10 exons. NCBI's taxonomy places the organism in Eukaryota, Metazoa, Chordata, Aves, Accipitriformes, Accipitridae. Bases 317 to 1465 code for a protein of 382 amino acids. The record is from RefSeq and is a predicted model, not a curated record.
GACUCGGAGUGCGAGCUGUGCGCUUGAUGGAUGGAGCCGGGUGCCUUUUACACAUAUUCAAAGAAUGACAGCGGGAAAGAAGCCAAGGGUCUGUGGCCUGAGGACCAGUGUUCGUGGCAACGGCGGGGUUAAAAGAAGGAUUUUGCCCAACGGGGGAUGGCCGAGCAUUUUCCCGACGUGCCGUCUGCUGGUUUGAGGAGAAUGCAGAGGAUCCGGGGGCUGAGACAGCACGGGCGCACGUUAGCUGGACACCGGACACGGAGGAAGGAGCCGAUGGCAGUCCCACCACAGAGCGCAGCAGGAGCGCUCCGCCGGCAUGAGACAGACCAAGAUGAACUUCUGGGACGGGAUGGAGCACGCCUUCAUGAUGCCCAGCGUCACCGCUGAAGAGCGAACAGCCAUCUGGGACGCCGUGGCCGGCUACAUUCAAGAACAUCUCUUGCUGCACAAGGGAGUCCGGAUUCCCACGCUCGGCUCCUUCGAUACUGUCCCUAAACAGAUCCAGGUUGGAGACGAGGCUGUCAUUAUCCAGCAGCCCGUCUUUCACCUGGCCAGGAAUCUUGUGAAUGCCCACAACCUGACGGACAACAAAGCCUACCUGCCUGGAAACAAAGAGCUGGAGGCCCUUAAAUACGCCACGGUGGCUGCAGCCACCUGUGUGUCCCGGCAGAAAGCGGAGAGCUGCAUCCAAGGCACCUUAUCCCUGCUCUCCUACUGCCUGGGGAAAGGGGAGAACGUCGCCCUUGCCCUGAGGGACAUUGGGGUGUUGCUCAUUGAAGGCAGGAGGGUGCAAAUGAAGUUCUACUACAACUUCCUGGAGAUGUUGUCCGGGAAGGAAAACUUGGGAAAAGCUAUUUUCAAGGUCCCCCAGCUGCUGGCCAUGGUGGUGUCCCCAGUGGUACCCGUGGCCAGCCUGAGCUCCUCUGGCCGCGUCAUCAUCUUUCCCGAGUUUGAAAUGGAGUUUGUGCCCAAACUACUGGCCAGGGAUCUUCUCAAGACCUUGAGACAAGGCCCCGGGGAGGACAAGAACAUGAGAAGAGACGGCUGGUCACCUUUUGGACAAGGCAGGAAAGUGGGAUCUCCUGGUUUUCCCUUUCCUGUUAGUCCAGACUCCACUAAUACUGAAAUACCGCGGUUCUGGGAAAUCAUGGCGCCGAGGAAGAGGAAGAAGUCGCGGGUCAGGCAGCGGUCAGAGAUCCCAAAGGGCUCCUCUGCCAAAAAGCAGCCGGUGACCAGCCGUCCGAAGGGCAAAGCCGUGCUCAAAGGCCAAAUGUCAAAGCAGAGCCAAGUGCAGGCAUUGCCUCAGAGCUACGGAGAAGAAGGAAUAGUGGAUCAAAUCCUCGCUGAAACGGCAGCGAGGAAGAAGGUGAAAGCCAAGCCCUCCCGUCCUCGGGGAGCCUUGACCUUCGAAACACCGGUAAUAGCCAUAUUAUCGACAACGAGCUCUGAGGCCAGCCUGCUCUAGAAGCCCACCUACGAGGUGCUCAGACGGCCGUCACCAAGACCAGAACGGCCAAAAUAGUGACGUUUAGGCUUGAGAAAUUCUGGCCAGUGCUGGAAUAACCUCAGAAGGCGGUAUUAGAGACCCGGAGCUCUGAGGCCAGCCUGCUUGAGGUGUCCCUCGAUGAACGUCUCUUGGUUUGAUCCAACUGAUGGGCGAGGGGACCAGCAAAACGCGAUGCUCUCCUCGACCGGAGAGGCCCUGGCUGGAAUGAUCAGGAAAAAAGAGGAAUAAAAACCCACAGAGACGUUGCAGAAGAGUGUUGGCUUUUUUUAAUUAUGAACGAGGGGGAGAAGGGGUUUUACAGUUGGCCAUGGCUCCAGGAUUAGCCCAGCGUGGUCCUGGAAGCUGAGGGGGGGCCAUCUGCAGGACCUUCCCUUGGGAAUCUUUUC